This is a messenger RNA of Caenorhabditis elegans, 1146 nucleotides long. It is a transcript of the gene srw-69, whose product is annotated as G-protein coupled receptors family 1 profile domain-containing protein. The transcript has 7 exons. The coding region runs from base 1 to 1146 and encodes 381 amino acids. Gene Ontology annotation, cellular component: membrane. The record is from RefSeq and is marked reviewed. Gene Ontology annotation, molecular function: G protein-coupled peptide receptor activity; G protein-coupled receptor activity. NCBI's taxonomy places the organism in Eukaryota, Metazoa, Nematoda, Chromadorea, Rhabditida, Rhabditidae. Gene Ontology annotation, biological process: signal transduction; G protein-coupled receptor signaling pathway.
AUGUCAGAAAGUUAUCUACCUUCAGAUUUUGAAGGAUUUGAUGAAUCUACAAAAAGAAAUCUUGCAAAUGUUGGGAACUUUAUUUCAAAAGUCUCGGAAAUGUCACUGGAAAUUCAUUUACUUCUUGCAUGCAUUGGAGCGGUAGUCAAUGUUUUUCAUUUACUAAUUCUAACCAGGAAGUCAAUGUCAAACAAUAGUAUAAAUCUCAUGAUGAUUGGGAUAUCUGUUUGUGAUAUAUUUAUAAUGAGCUUCUGUGUGUAUGAUAUUCUGGAUACAUUGUUGCAAAAAUAUGAUGAAUGCGCUCCACCGCAAAGCUACUUCUCAAAAAUUUUCGACUUUUGGGCAUCAGCUCUCGAAGAUCACUCUCGCAGAUUAUCUGCCUGGUACGGCGUGAUGAUGGCAUUGAUGAGGUUUCUUAUCGUUAAAUUCGCAUUGAACCCAAAAUAUGAUGCUUUGUCGAAACCGUUAUUUUCAUACCUAUCUAUGUUUAUCGCAUUUCUUGUGAGCACUGGAAUGACAUUAUUCUUUUGGGGAAGAUAUGAAUUCACUGCGAAAGAAGUUUGGACGCCUCCGAAAGAAUGUACUCAAUAUCCCUUGGGCUUUACAUUACCUCUGUACAAGUCCUCUUUGGACGACAUAUAUUUGAUUGAUGCUUCCGUUGCACUAAUUGUGUUUAGCAUCAUUGAUGGAUUAUUGAAGAUAAUUCCUGCGCUCAUGUUCCCGGUCAUUACUUUUCUAUUGAUCAAAGAACUAAGGACAGCUGAAUCGAUUAGACGAAAAACUUCACAAGGAAGUUUUAAGAAAGACAGUGCAGCUUCUGAGCAAACUACAAAACUUGUGAUUCUUAUGGCAAUAACAUUUAUUGCCGCCGAGCUUCCAAUUGGAGCGAUCUAUGUCGCACAGGGCGUUUUGAUAAACCAGCCUGUAAUUGUUGAGAUUACAUACGAGCUUGUGGAUGUAUUGGGAAUAUUUGUAGCGAUCAAUGCAACUACCCAUUGUUUGAUCUGCCUUGGUGUAUCAUCACAGUAUCGACGAACUGUGAAAGCGCUUUUCAAGUUUUGCAUCAAAACUACUAAACCCCUAGCUACAGGAACAGCUCUCCAAAAAACCAGUGUGACCAGUGCAAGACAGGCAGUUGUCGAGUAA